Camellia sinensis is the source of this 2369-nucleotide messenger RNA. RefSeq names its product zinc finger CCCH domain-containing protein 18. Gene Ontology annotation, molecular function: metal ion binding; RNA binding. The record is from RefSeq and is a predicted model, not a curated record. NCBI's taxonomy places the organism in Eukaryota, Viridiplantae, Streptophyta, Magnoliopsida, Ericales, Theaceae.
GGAUUAAAAAGAUGUCGUUUUUGCAGUGUAUUGAAGGCAUGAGAUGGCCGAGUAGAGAAACUAGAGAGAGAAAGACAAAGAGAAGAGAGGCCGAGACGAGUACUGGUUUCUGAGAGUGUUUUUUUUUUUUUUUUCUGUUUUUCUUUUCUAUUCUAUUCUCUCUAUGUUGCUUUUCCUGACAAUUUUCUCUUCUACCACAGACUGAGAAAGAUUUGGAGUGACUAGAUGUGAAAAUGGACUCUUUUGAGGCUUCUAAUAUUGUGUUUAGUAGAAUCCGGAAGUUUGAACCAGAGAAUGUUACAAAGAAGAUAAUAGGGUAUCUUCUUUUACAAGACCGCGGUCAUGAAAUGAUUCGUUUGGCUUUUGGACCGGACACUUUAAUCCACAAUUUGAUAUACAAAACCAAAAUUCAACUUGGUUUAGUGGCGAAACCAGUUGUUUCGCCUCCGAUUUCACCUUCGAUGAACUUGGCUAAACCAGUUGUUUCACCUCCAAUUUCACCUUCUAUGAACCCAGGUUUUAAUCCCUUCUCACCGGUUUCAUCCCCUGUAACAUUGAAGGUUCCGUAUCCCUCCUGGGACCCCCAAGUCAACCCCGAUCACCAACCAAUGCAUAACCCCCAUUUCAUACUCCAAAAUCAGACUCAAUUCAUGGGUUUGGAUGAUCAAUUAGAGCCAGUUAAUCCAGGAAUUUCAGCUUUUUCGAGUGAUUAUUAUUACCCGGAAGCUACGUGCGCGAGAAGCCCAUGGUCUCCAACCCUAUCCGAGUUCCCAACGAAAGCUUGUCACUAUUUUAAUAAGGGGUUUUGUAAGCAUGGAAGUAACUGUAGGUACUUUCAUGGACAACCUUUCCCAGAGAGCCUCACUCAGAUGUUUAGUCCUAGUACAAAUGAUGUUGUUAAUGAAGAUCUGAUUUUUUCACCUAGGUCACUUGAAAAGUUAGAAUUCGAAAUUACAGAGCUGUUGAAAUCAAGAAGAGGUCAUCCCGUGUCAAUUGCCUCGCUGCCCAUGUUGUACUAUGAGAAAUACGGGAGGACCCUUCAGGCCGAAGGGUACCUCACUGAAAGCCAGAGGCAUGGUAAAGCAGGUUUUAGUUUGACGAAGCUCCUUGCUCGAUUGAAGAACAGUAUUCGGUUGAUUGACAGACCUCAUGGGCAGCAUUCAGUAAUUUUGGCAGAAGAUGCAUCGAAAUAUAUGGAAAACCGGAGUGAAAGAAAUGACCCAGGCCCAAUUGUUAGUGGAUCACGGCAGAUAUAUCUAACUUUUCCAGCUGAGAGCACUUUUACAGAGGAAGAUGUCGCCAACUACUUCAACACCUUUGGGCUAGUUCAAGAUGUAAGAAUUCCUUGCCAACAAAGACGGAUGUUUGGGUUCGUGACUUUUGCUAGUGCAGAUACCGUGAAGAUGAUUUUGUCGAAGGGAAAUCCGCAUUAUGUUUGUGGAGCUCGUGUUCUUGUGAAACCUUAUAGGGAAAAGUCGAAGCUUUCUGAUAGGAAAUAUGCGGAGAAACUGGAGCUUCCGAUGACUUGCGGUUCACACUAUACAGACAUGGAUUCUGAUUUUCACUCAAGAUGGGAGUCUUCAAGACUGCUUGGGAAGCUGUUUAUGGAAGAGCAAGAACAGGACAUUGAAGUUCAGACUAGGCGAUUCUCAGAGCUACAGUUAGCACAAAAACCUACUUCCAAUCAGUCCUAUUUUGGGUACUCUGUGGAUGAGCUGAAAGCUUCAGAAGCCAUUGCUCGUGCCUGUCAUUCCAAGUUCCCAUCAGCAGAACGGUUCAACUAUCUGUUGGAUGUCCUUAAUAGUAGCUCCGCCAGUGAUGAUAUUAAUCCCAAGCAUUCUGGAACCAAUCACACUGAUUCGGAGAGCAGCCAAGGCUUUAAUCUCCCGGAGAGCCCAUUUGCAUCUCCAAUAGUUACAUAGGUUCGGCAACAAACAGAAGAAUUAGAGUUCAGAGUACUACUAGUACUGGUUUUGAACAGCAACACCAUUACUUCAAAUUUCGAAAGAAUACAACACACAGCUCUUUCUUUCCCUUUCCGAUUUCUCAACUCAUUUGUUUAUCCAUCAAUCAAAUCCCCCUGCAAAUACAUACUCGCUAUCUUCCCCAUUACGUGGGGUUAAAAGCGGUAGGAAAGAAGAAUAUGACACAAGAAAGAACCAUGUAAAAGAAAGUUCUACAGUUUUCGUAAUGUUUUCACAGAAGGUAAAGAAAAUCUGAAUCUUUAGAAGAGAAUGUAAUAUAGUCUUUAAGCUAAUGAAAAGAAGCUAGUAUAAUAUAUGUAUGUGUAAUCUCUGAUCUGUAACACCAAGCAAUGGACAGAAAGUAACUUAUUGUAUACAAAUUAAUGCGGGGUUGUUCUUUUGUUC